Messenger RNA from Brienomyrus brachyistius, 1602 nucleotides. Its product is annotated as tumor necrosis factor receptor superfamily member 6B-like. Gene Ontology annotation, molecular function: protein binding. The coding region runs from base 62 to 952 and encodes 296 amino acids. The transcript is spliced from 4 exons. Lineage: Eukaryota; Metazoa; Chordata; Actinopteri; Osteoglossiformes; Mormyridae. The record is from RefSeq and is a predicted model, not a curated record.
GAUAUAAAGCGCAGUUAGCGCGCAGAACCGUAUACCUGCGCCCAGCAGCGAUAGUGACAUAAUGGUCACGUUAAUAGUGAAAUUCCUUCUGUCGGUUUUUCUGACAAGCGGCGUUAGUCUGCAAGCUGCAUACUUUUACAAGUGGACGGAUGACGUGACGGGAGAGCCCGUCACGUGCAGGCGGUGUCCCCCUGGGACGUACUUACUGAAGCACUGCAGCCGCUCUGCCAGCACUCAGUGUGCGGCGUGUCCGGAUAUGCACUACACGGAGUACUGGAACUACGUGGAGCGCUGUCUCUACUGCGGCGUCUUCUGUACGGAGGACCAGUACGAGAAAGUUAAAUGCGGCCCAAAACAAAACAGAGUGUGUGAAUGCAAAGAUGGAUUUCACUCGAGUAGUGGGUUUUGUGAGAAGCACCGUGUUUGUCCUGCUGGAGAGGGAGUAAUAGAAAAUGGCACUGUGCAGAAGGACGUGAGGUGUGCACCAUGCUCAGAAGGCACCUUCUCCUCAAAGCCCUCCAGCACAGAGAGCUGUCAGAUGCACUCUAAAUGCAAAUCAGGGGAGACCUCUAUUCCAGGAAACUCCAAGCAUGACACUUUCUGUACUACCUGUAAUAUUUCCACGGAUGGCACUGUCCAAGACAGGGCAGUUUGCGACAAAGCUGUCAUUGACUACCUGAGCCUGCAGAUUCUCCCAGCAAAGAAGCUCUUCAGACUGAAGAAGGAUGCUAGGAAGAUCUUGGAUGAAAGCACAAACAACAUGUCUUUGACAGAGCUGCUCGUCUUAAUCCAGAAUAAGUACCAUGACUAUAAAUUUGUAAAUAUCGUGCAGGAACUUCUGAAAAAAGCAAAGCUUAACACUUUGGAACACAAAGUUAUGAGAUGGUUUUCAGAUGAGAAUAAAAGGGAAUGGCUGACACUUGAAUGGAUGCAUAGACUCUACAUUGACUAGACUUUUGUUGCCAGUCAGCUCUUCUCCAGAAGAGAUUAAUUUCAAACAUUAUCAAUAGCCAAUUAUUAUUAUCACCCCAGUUGUGGGGGGAUAGUCAUUCCAUACCUCUGUAGUUGUGUAUCUGAAUAUGGGUCUAGCAUUGUGUGUGUAUGUGUGUAUGUAUGUGUGUGUAGUUAUCAGAACGGACAUGUUUACAUUGCUUAAGCAUUAUGUGAAAUUGUCAGCAUAACUGCGCAUUAAUUAUAAUUGAAGAGAAAAUUUCCAUAAGUCCCUUAGUCAGUUUUAGCUGUUUAUGAGAUGAGAUAACAAAUGACCUGAAGUCAGGAUUUCUCAUAUGUUAUGGUUAAGUCCACAGAAGUUUCCUCAAACUUAGGUAUCCCAUAGACUGAGUGAGUUGUGGAAAUUUGCUUUUGAAUUAGAAUUAGAAUCUAGUAGUGUCAUCGUCAUUUAACCAGAUUUAAAUAUUUUCUUUUGAAACAUUUAUUCAGAGCUUAAUUUAUUCAUCUUGUUAUAUUUUUAUAUGUUUGUACAAAAAUAUUGAACAUACCUUCUGAUAUAUUGUCACAUCAAGACAAAGUUUGAUAAAAAUGCACCCCUGUAUUUGAAAACUGUUGAUUUUUUCAGACAAUAUAAAAUGAACAGCAUGAAAA